Messenger RNA from Cyphellophora europaea CBS 101466, 3030 nucleotides. RefSeq names its product oxoglutarate dehydrogenase (succinyl-transferring), E1 component. The coding region runs from base 1 to 3030 and encodes 1009 amino acids. Gene Ontology annotation, cellular component: mitochondrion; oxoglutarate dehydrogenase complex. Gene Ontology annotation, biological process: tricarboxylic acid cycle. The transcript is spliced from 3 exons. Lineage: Eukaryota; Fungi; Ascomycota; Eurotiomycetes; Chaetothyriales; Cyphellophoraceae. The record is from RefSeq and is a predicted model, not a curated record. Gene Ontology annotation, molecular function: oxoglutarate dehydrogenase (succinyl-transferring) activity; thiamine pyrophosphate binding.
AUGGCACUCGUUGCCAGCGGGCGCCAGCAGCACAGAAGCUAUGCCAUUGCCGCAGAAGAUACAGAUAAGGGUGUCGACCCCAGCGAUUCCUUCCUUCAAGGCAAUACAGCCAACUACAUCGACGAGAUGUACAUGUCCUGGAAACAGGACCCCUCUUCUGUCCACAUCUCAUGGCAGGCCUACUUCAAAAACAUGGAAGACGGCAACAUGCCCAUGUCACGCGCAUUCCAGCCUCCUCCAGGCCUCAUCUCCCAAGCUGGGGGAUCCGCCACCCUCUCCAGCGCACCAAGUGUCGAAACCGGUUCAGGUGGCGACAUCACCAACCACUUGAAGGUCCAGCUACUCGUUCGAGCCUACCAGUCACGAGGUCACCACAAGGCCAAGACAGAUCCAUUGGGCAUCCGCGGCGAAGCUGAAGCUUUUGGGUACCGCAAACCGAAAGAAUUGGAACUAGACCACUACGGCUUUACUGAGGCUGACCUCGACCAAGAAUUUACCCUCGGUCCUGGUAUUCUUCCUCGCUUCAUUGUCGAUAACAGAAAGAGCAUGACCCUACGAGAAAUUAUCAACGCUUGCGAGAAGACAUAUUGCGGCUCCAUUGGUGUCGAGUACAUUCAUAUCCCUGAUCGGGAGCAGUGCGACUGGAUACGCAACCGCGUCGAGAUUCCGAACCCGUUCAAGUACUCGGUCGAUGACAAGCGCCGCAUUCUUGACCGACUCAUCUGGUCUUCCAGCUUCGAAACCUUCCUAGCUACCAAGUACCCCAACGACAAGCGCUUUGGUCUAGAAGGUUGCGAGACCCUGGUUCCUGGCAUGAAGGCUCUUAUUGAUCGUAGUGUCGACUACGGCGUCAAGGAUAUUGUCAUUGGUAUGCCGCAUCGUGGUCGUCUCAAUGUCUUGUCCAAUGUCGUUCGCAAGCCCAACGAGUCCAUCUUCAGCGAGUUCUCUGGAACAGCAGUCGGUGAUGACGAAGGCUCAGGAGAUGUCAAAUACCAUCUUGGUAUGAAUUUCGAGCGCCCUACGCCUUCGGGGAAGCGCGUCCAGCUGUCAUUGGUCGCCAAUCCUUCGCAUUUGGAGGCCGAGGAUCCUGUCGUUCUGGGAAAGACCCGUGCUAUUCAACACUACAACGAUGAUGGGAGAGCACACAACACUGCUAUGGGUGUACUGCUUCACGGAGACGCUGCUUUCGCUGCUCAGGGUGUGGUGUAUGAGACCAUGGGUUUCCACAACUUGCCUGCUUACUCUACCGGCGGCACCAUCCAUAUCGUCGUCAACAACCAGAUCGGCUUCACCACGGACCCUCGCUUCGCUCGCUCUACCCCUUAUUGCACGGAUAUUGCCAAGGCCAUCGAUGCUCCAGUCUUCCACGUCAACGCUGACGAUGUUGAGGCCGUCAAUUGGGUGUGCCAGCUCGCUGCCGAUUGGCGCGCCGAUUUCAAGAAGGAUUGUGUCAUCGAUCUGGUCUGUUACCGAAAGCAAGGCCACAAUGAAACCGACCAGCCUUCUUUCACCCAGCCCCUGAUGUAUAAGCGCAUUGAUGAGAUUAAGCCUCAGCUUGACAAGUAUGUCAACAAACUUCUCGAAGAAGGCACUUUCACGAAUGAGGACAUCGACGAGCACAAGAAGUGGGUCUGGGGCAUGCUCAAUGACAGCUUUGAUCGCAGCAAGGACUACGAGCCGACUGGCCGUGAAUGGCUGACUUCUGCCUGGAACAACUUCAAGUCUCCUAAAGAGCUCGCGACUGAGGUCCUGCCUCAUCCACCUACAGGUGUCGACCAGCAACAGCUCGCCCAAAUUGGUGACGCGAUCGGUAGCUGGCCCAAAGAUUUCACUGUCCAUCGCAAUCUCAAGCGUAUUCUCAACGGUCGUCAGAAGGCUGUUUCCGAGGGCAAGAACAUCGAUUGGUCGACGGCUGAGGCUCUUGCCUUUGGUUCGCUUUGCCUCGAAGGCCACCACGUCCGCGUGUCUGGUCAGGAUGUCGAGCGUGGUACUUUCUCACAGCGCCACGCCGUACUUCAUGACCAAGAGAACGAAAACACCUGGACUCCGCUCAAUAAUCUGAAGGAGGGCCAAGGCUCUUUCCACAUCUCGAACUCUUCCCUCUCUGAGUUCGGUGCCCUCGGCUUUGAGUACGGCUAUUCUCUUUCCUCGCCUAAUGCGCUUGUUAUGUGGGAAGCCCAGUUCGGAGACUUUGCCAACAACGCGCAAUGUAUUAUUGACCAGUUCAUCGCGUCUGGUGAAGUCAAGUGGCUGCAGCGAUCAGGCCUCGUCUGCUCUCUGCCCCACGGUUACGACGGGCAGGGUCCUGAACAUUCUUCUGGCCGUAUGGAACGAUAUCUGCAACUUUCCAACGAGGAGCCACGCGUUUUCCCAUCCCCAGAAAAGCUCGAACGCCAGCACCAAGACUGCAACAUGCAGAUUGCCUACAUGACUGAACCCUCCAACUAUUUCCACAUUCUCCGCCGACAAAUGAACCGACAGUUCCGCAAACCUCUUAUCGUGUUUUUCUCCAAAUCACUUCUUCGACACCCACUCGCCCGCUCGCCCAUAGAGGACUUCACAGGUGACUCGCAUUUCAAAUGGAUCAUCCCAGACCCAGAGAUUGGCAAAUCUAUCAACGAGCCUUCAGGCAUCGAGCGCGUCAUUCUUUGCUCGGGUCAAGUCUAUACUGCGCUCCGCAAGUACGUUGAGAGCAACGGCAUCAAGGACACGGCCAUUACUCGUAUCGAGCAGUUGAACCCAUUCCCAUGGGAGCAACUCCGGGAUAACCUGGAUUCCUACCAGAAUGCCAAGACGAUCGUUUGGUGUCAAGAAGAGCCCCUGAAUGCGGGCGCCUGGAGCUUUGUGCAGCCGCGCAUUGAGACUUUGCUGAACCAGACGGAGCACCACAACCGAAGACACGUCAUGUACGCUGGCCGUGACCCGAGUGCAUCCGUGGCAACAGGCUUGAAGUCCAGCCACGUCAGGGAGGAGAAUGAGCUGCUCAAGGAGGCGUUCACCGUGCAGCAGGAUAAGCUGAAGGGCGAGUGA